AUGAAAUACAAAAGGAAAAUAAUGAUAUCAUUGAUUUUACUGUAUCUAUGGGCCUUGCACACAAAGUAUUAUUUCAGCUCAAAGAAACUAUGGAUGAUGUAUCAGUGCUGGUCUCAUAAAAAUAAAACAGAAUUGCAUCUAUCUGAUUGGUUUAAUCCCAGACUGAACUUCACAGAUAAGAACUUGAGUGUUACUGAAUGGUCAGCUCCAGUUGUGUGGCAUGGUACUUACAAUGAGUCAGUCUUGAAAAAUUAUUAUGCAAAUCGUAAAAUUACUGUGGGAUUGACUGUAUUUGCUGUGGGAAGAUACCUUCAGUUCUAUUUGCACAGUUUUUUGUCAUCUGCUGAUAAGUUUUUCAUGGUCGACCAGAAAGUCAUCUUUUAUGUCAUGGUAGAUAACUUUUCCACUAUUCAUUGGAUGCCUCUGAGCCGCCUCCACACAUUCAAAGUCUUUAAAAUUAAACGAGAAGAGAGAUGGCAAGAUAUCAGUAUGAUGCGCAUGAAGAUCAUCAGUGAACAUAUUGUGGAUCACAUCCAGAAUGAAGUUGACUUCCUUUUCUGCAUGGAUGUGGAUCAAAUCUUCAGAGGAAAAUAUGGUUUGGAGACUCUGGGAGAGUCUGUAGCUCAGUUACAUACUUACUGGUAUAAGGCAAAUUCUACAGUGUUGCCUUAUGAGAGAAGUCAGUUAUCAGAAGCUUAUAUACCUAUGGGUGAGGGAGAUUUUUAUUACCAUGCUGCUGUUUUUGGUGGUACUCCCAUUCAGGUUCUCAAUAUUGCCAGGGAAUGCUCCAAAGGAAUCAUGAAUGACAAGAAAAAUAACAUUGAAGCAGUGUGGCAUGAUGAAAGCCACUUAAACAAAUAUUUCUUUCUCCAUAAACCCACUAAAAUCUUAUCACCAGAAUACUGCUGGGAUUUAUAUCAAAAAAGGACUUCUGAUAUUAAAAACAUUAAACUCUCUUGGGAUAUUAAGAAUUAUGAACUUCUUAGAGUGAAUGAUUAA
This is a messenger RNA of Urocitellus parryii (Arctic ground squirrel), 999 nucleotides long. RefSeq names its product N-acetyllactosaminide alpha-1,3-galactosyltransferase-like. Lineage: Eukaryota; Metazoa; Chordata; Mammalia; Rodentia; Sciuridae. Gene Ontology annotation, biological process: carbohydrate metabolic process. Gene Ontology annotation, cellular component: membrane; Golgi apparatus; vesicle. Gene Ontology annotation, molecular function: hexosyltransferase activity. The record is from RefSeq and is a predicted model, not a curated record.